This is a messenger RNA of Aureobasidium uvarum, 1259 nucleotides long. The record is from the annotation of a GenBank genome assembly. NCBI's taxonomy places the organism in Eukaryota, Fungi, Ascomycota, Dothideomycetes, Dothideales, Saccotheciaceae.
ACGACACUAUUCCUCUCGAAGCCAUGUCAGAAGCAACACUCUCGGAACGUGGGAGAGCCAUGGCUCGGACCAGUGUAAAAACGCGCCUUCAACCAAUUCUCUCCAACCUCUACCAUCCACAGGACAAUCCCGAAGGCCUUGUCGACAUGGGCACCGCCGAGAAUAUACGAACAACUCCUAAUGCUUUCACCUAUGGCGAAGGUCCUUGGGGAAGCAAGCGUCUUCGCACCGCCAUGGCCAACCACAUGAACAGAUAUUUCCACCCCAUCUCACAAGUCUCACCUCAAGAUUUGAUCUUUACGAACGGCAUCACCUCCAUGACCGAACUUNNUUUCGGGUACGCCGUGGCCUCGCCCGGCGACGGUAUACUCAUCUCCCGUCCCUCCUACCAAGCCUUUCCCGCAGACUUUGGCGCCAGAGCAGCACUCAAAUGCGUCUUUGUGACUUUUGGCUCCGUCGAUCAAUUCUCGGUGAACUGUGUGCGCAACUAUGAGACUGCACUCCUCGAGGCCAGGGAGCAAGGCACUCACGUCCGGGCCCUGCUGCUCUGUAACCCGCAUAACCCACUCGGCCGCUGCUAUCCUGUUGCCACAAUCAUUGCUUUGAUGCAGUUGUGCGAGAAGUACAACUUGCAUCUACUCGCCGAUGAGGUAUACGCCCUCUCCGUCUUUGACUCUUCUUCCCCUCACGAGCCUUUUCAUUCCGUCUUGUCCAUCGACAGCAAGCCCUACAUCUCUCCAAACCACUUGCACGUUCUCUACGGCAUGAGCAAAGACUUUGCUUGCGGGGGCUUGCGACUGGGCUGUCUAUACACCCGCAACACGGCGCUAAUGGACAGUAUAUCCGCCAUCUCGCAAUUCGGCUGGCCCGGCCCGCUGAACCAACUCUACGCCGCAGAAAUCCUCGAAGACGGCAUCUGGCUAGAAGCCUUUUUCGCAAACAGCAAAACCGUGCUGAAACAAAAGUACGAGGUUUGUACGCGAUUGCUCUCCUCUAGGAAUAUUUCUUGGUCUGGAGGCGUUUGUGCUGGGUUCUUUCUUUGGAUUGACCUUUCUCCCUUCCUUGACCUCUCUUCCCACACCGACCCCUGGGAAGCAGAAGACACACUGUAUGCAAAACUGCAAAACGAUCACAAAAUCUACAUGACAAAGGGCUCGUUGUUGCAAGCAGAGCAGCCGGGAUGGUUUCGCUUGGUCUUUGCGCAAGAGGAUGAAGUGCUGAAUGAAGGGUUCAAGAGGUUGUUUGCUGCUAUUGGGGUU